AUGCCCAACCCUAAAGCCUGGCUCUGCGAACAGGUUAGAAAUAUAGAGUGCCAAUCACAUUUACGAAAUCAAUUUCAAGUCACCACCAUUGAAAAAGGAGGAAAACAUAAUAAUGACAAAUUCAAUGAAUUUAACCUCGAACCUAUACAUUCCAUAAUAAAAGCUAAGAUUAUUCAAAAAGACAAAGGCAAUCCUAUGAGCCCAAACGAUGGGCUUAUAUACAACAAUACAAAGGAAUUAUUAAAUAACAAAACAGGAUCAGGGCUGAUAUCCAAAUCCAAUCUCCAAAAAGUAAAUAUAUAUCAAGAUGCUACCACUUUAAAGUCUUCUAAACAAAACAAAUACAACCUCGUUCCUUACAGCAGUUUUGCCAGUUUUCUCCGUUUCAAUCGCUUCGGCCUACCUAGAGCGGGCAAAAGAAGAGUGUAUAAGAAUAAUUACGAUCGGCAUUAUUCGACGACUUUGCGAAUCGAAAAUGCUCCUCUCAUGGAAAAGAAACACAUUAAAACUUUUAGUUUGAUAGACGGUGAACCUGCAGAGGAAGACGAUACACACCACAUAGAAGCCAAAGUAGAGUUGUACCCUUUAAAACAAAACCUUUUUGAGUAUUAUCAAAAUUAUUAUAUCAACCGUAACAAUGCGCCAGGCUGGGAGGAUUCUUCCUUAGAUGAGAUCGAGGAAAAUGAUUUUAGUUCUUCCAGAAAUAUCGAGGAAAAUAGGAUCAGAAAAAAAGAAUCAGCAACUACCAUUUUUCCGGUAAUAAAUAAUAAUGCAAGAGAUAGAAACAGUAAAAGAGUUAUUAAUAACAUACCUCAUUCAUCCACGAUAGUCACUCAUGUAAGAGAUCAUGAUGCUAGAAAGAAAAACAAGGAUCUUAUUCAUAAUGAAUUCCUUUAUUUAUUAACUAAAGCUCCCCCAGUAAUAAAAAAUGAUAAUAGAGAGAAAAACAUUACUUACAUAUAUAAUGUUAGACCUAAGUCGAGAAAUAAUGUUGAGCCUCAUUUGAGCAACAAUAGGGCCAGUAAUAAUAAUGAUUACAAACAAGUUAGCCGUCAGUCACAAAUUGCUCAUCAGGCAAAAAAUAAUCGCCAAUCACAAGCUAAUAGCAAAUCCCAAGCUAAUGGCCAAUCUCAAGAGAACCGCCAAUCAAAAGACAACCGCCUAUCACAAGUUAACCGUGAAUCACAAAGUGAUAGAGAAUCACAAUCUAAUCGUGAAUCACAAGCUAAUCGCGAAUCACAGGCUAAUCGUGAAUCACCCACUAAUCGCCAAUUACAAGCUAAUCAACACUCACAAGGUGAUCGCCAGUCACAUGCUAAUCGUCAGUCCCAAGCUAAUCCCCAAACACACGCUAAUAGCCAACUGAAAGCUCGCCAGUCAACGACUCUUCAAUCCAAAAGUGUAAGUCGCGCUAUUUUAGUACAUGCAAUGAGAUCAGAAGUUAAGCCUAAAGCAGCACCACCUCUUCAAGCAGUUAACAAUCGUAUUCAAAACAGCAGAGUUCCACUGUCCCUUAGUCAAGUACCUAAAAUAUUUAACAAUUCCUCCAAAGUUAUUAAUAAAAAGACUAGUGUUGACAAUAUUGAAAAGGUACCUAUUACUAGAAGAAAAAUGAAUGAAGGACAUCAAUCGUUUGUGACCCCAAAACCUAGAAGAGUUGUGAGCGAAUCGCAUAAAAUAACAUUAUCCAAAUCUAUAAUAGGUAAAUUCACCUCUAAGAAACCAAUUACAGCGCCUUUAAAUAUUAGAGAAAAGUACGAGAAUAGAGCAAGGAAACCAAUUUACGAUGCAUAUGGAGAUCUCAUAGGACUCAGUCCUGUGGGAAAUACCUUUGAAUUUGCCGAUUAUUCUGGAAAGUCUUCAAAGGCUAAUUCAGAUUCCUUAAGUUAUAACGAUAAAAUUGUGGAUAAUGAUAAAAAAGAAUAUGAACAAGUUUAUAAACCUGACAUAGGGAAUAAAUUACAAUCUAAACCUGCCAAAGCAUUUCCAUCAUUUACAAUUCAAAAAACUGAAAAACCAGAGAUAAACGAAGUUACAAAUUCAAUUUCUUUGUGGACGCCCAGGAAUCUGAAUUAUGAGGCGCCCAAACAAAGCAGGAAACCUAACAAAUAUAGAAGGAAAAAGGUUAUAGAACUUAUACGGAUAGAAGAAAGCACUACUUCUUCUACUACAACUUCAACUACAGACUCGACCACACCUAUGUUAAUUUUCUCUGGAAAAAAAUCUGGCGGUUAUUUCAGAAACAUCAAAAAAUCAUCUCACGGGUCAGCAGCCUCAGUAGCAUCGGAUCCACAGUGUCCUUGGUGGUUUGCAGAGUGCAGAAUAAAAGAGUCUUUCAAUUCACCCCAAAUAAACUCCAAAAAUAUAGUAACAUCUAAUCAACCAGGCUUCUCAAAAUCCCAAGUAAAUUUUGGCUCCUUGGAUUUCUUACCUAACAAAAAUUCGGUCGCCUUUCCGGAUUCUUUUCAUAGAUCGAUAUAUCCUAAUAAUGUCAAAAGUUCUUCCUAUGCUGCUUAUGAUAAUUAUAAUAGAUAUGCUAAUACCAAAAGUAACAGUGGUCGCUAUAGAGUAUCUAAUUUAAAUAAUAAGAUCCCACAAAUAUUGAUUAAGGCAAAAUAUAGAACAUAUAAUAAUGAUCUUUAUAAUAAAGAUAUAAGAGAAACUGAGGAUAUACCACAU
Messenger RNA from Gordionus sp. m RMFG-2023, 2679 nucleotides. RefSeq names its product hybrid signal transduction histidine kinase A-like. The transcript has 3 exons. The annotation marks the transcript as partial. The record is from RefSeq and is a predicted model, not a curated record. Lineage: Eukaryota; Metazoa; Nematomorpha; Gordioida; Chordodea; Parachordodidae.